Messenger RNA from Leishmania mexicana MHOM/GT/2001/U1103, 1287 nucleotides. RefSeq lists its product as hypothetical. The coding region runs from base 1 to 1287 and encodes 428 amino acids. The record is from RefSeq and is a predicted model, not a curated record. Lineage: Eukaryota; Euglenozoa; Kinetoplastea; Trypanosomatida; Trypanosomatidae. The transcript has a single exon.
AUGGCCACGGCAGCGGAUUACGUUGGCAAGAACUGCCCCUACUGCGGGGCCAUCGACAGCAUCGAGACGGACGAGGCACGCGGCGAGGCUGCAUGUGUAAAUUGUGCUACCGUGGUGGCGAUGGGUCUCGAGGAGAACGUGGCAACCCGUUUCGAGAAGGACGCGACGUACGCGGACGUCGACCGCGGCGGCGACGGCGGCUGGGACCCUGCAAACGGCGGCGCCAUUGGCCGUGCGACGGCGAGAAAUUCUGGUUUGACCCGGGAGGAAGCGGCGGCCGCCGCUGCAGGCCUCUUGCGGCGCCCCAACGGUGCCGCUUCGGCCACCAACGCCGGUCCGUUCGGCGACACAGCCAAGUACGCCAAGACGAAGCUCCACCCGCGGAUGUCGGCUCAACUAGAGGUGUUCUUCCGUCUUUCUCGUCGCCAUGACGAGGCCAUCUUGCGCGACGCCAUCGCCUUGGCGAAGCACUUCGUCGGCUUUCGCCGAGAGCGUGGCAUGCGAGUUGAGCAUCAGACAGAGGUGGCGGCGGCGUCCGUAAUGUUGGCGGCCGAGCACCUGGGGCAGCCGAUCCCGUUGAGCGAGAUGCGCGUGUUGGACGGGACGCUCAAGGAUGUGGAGUCCCGACGGCAAGAAAUCCUCGAUGCGACGAACCUGGGCGAGGAGAUGGCGCAGAUGGCGAAACAGUACGCGCCGAAUCUAAUCCAUUACUACGUGCGGCUGUUGCAGCUGCCUCUCAUCCGCUACGAGAUGCCCUGCCUCGCCCUCUUCCGCGCGAUACGUCAGUGCGAAAGCAAGCCCGACCCCGGCGCGUCGGAGCUGGCGGUGUUCGUGGAGGCGGAGAAGGUGGUCAUGGCAGUGUUGCUGGCACGCACAGAGCCGCGGCUGCGGUGGGCAAACAAACCACCGCCGCCCGCCGACCCGAGCGCCGAGCCGUCACGCGCCACCUUGUACAGCAGUUUUGCGUCCAGCGCGCAUCUGCAGCCGGUACGCGUGGAGCGGCUAAUGCGGGUGGCUGAGAGGGCGGUUCCACUGAUCCAGCCCGAGUUUGAGCGGCUUAUGCAGACGCCAGAGUUCGCGAUGGCUGCCAUACAUACCAUGGGUGAGGCUGUGGUGAGCAUGACCGCGAAGACGGAGGACACCAAGUCCUACGCACCAGCGAAGUCGGGGCCGAUACUGACCAGCGCGCCGUCGGCGCCAAACAUUGCUGGGGGUAACCGGAAGCGCAGUCGCAGCCGCUCCACUACCCCACCAGUGCCACCCUCCUCUGCGUCGAAGGAGCGGUGA